Molecule: messenger RNA, 923 nt
Organism: Xenia sp. Carnegie-2017
Lineage: Eukaryota; Metazoa; Cnidaria; Anthozoa; Malacalcyonacea; Xeniidae
Exons: 6
Coding region: 23-910 (295 amino acids)
Source: RefSeq, a predicted model, not a curated record
AAAAGCCCAGGGAAAAGAGUGGAUGUUUUGUCCUAGUUGCUCAUCCAACCAACACUCCUGUCAUGUAGAUGGCAACAUGAAGUUAUACCGAUAUAAACAUUCAGGAAGAGAACAAAGUCAGUCUUACUAUGGAGAUCUUUUUAUUUCUUCGAAUGAACAUGUUUCAGAGCAUAUUAGAAAGGUUUAUUCCACUCCCCAAGUUCGGAACUUUUCUGAUGACGGGAAAUGUGGUGAAAGUAAUUGGCGAGCUGCUGGAAAUAAAGGAAAACGAAAGAGUCGUCUAGACGAAACAGGACUGGAAAUUGCAGGUUGCCGGCAUGCAAUUGCUCAGUGGGCUGUAAACAUUUUCGGAGAGAUUUAUGGCUACUCUAAUUACAUCCAUGUUCACAAAAUGAUUCCAAACAAUGUUAAAUACAUUUGGCAAGAUAUCAUAUGUAAAUAUUGGAAGUGGGCAGUGAAGGCAUCAAAGUCGGAUGAGUCAAAUGCUCACGAAAUAAAACCUGCUUUAUCUGUGAUGCAUGCCAAAGCACAUAAUUGGACAUGCCAGGUAUUGUGGGGAGGACGGUGGCAAAAAGGUUCUGCAUAUUCCACAGGAGAGGAAGUUGAGCAGAUUAAUAGUUACCUUUCGAGACUGGCCAACACUACAAAGUACAUGUUACCCGAGUCAAGAGAAGAACUCAUAACUGAACAUGCUCUUGCGUGGAAUAAACGGAAAAUAUGUGAUCUGUCCAGCUCCCUCUGCAAGAGAUAUGCAAAGUAUAUAGAAGCUCAAGAAAAUACAAGGAAAGAACUUGAUGAAAUGGUUUCUGGCGUAAAUCUCUCUCCGAACCACGUUGAUUUCUUGCAGUGGAAGAGUGAAGUUCAACGUAUUGCAAAAGGUAACCGGGUUUUACUUGCUGGCAUAAUUUAAUACGACUGUGCAG